This is a messenger RNA of Dreissena polymorpha, 1546 nucleotides long. RefSeq lists its product as uncharacterized. The transcript has 10 exons. Gene Ontology annotation, biological process: regulation of apoptotic process; protein phosphorylation. The coding region runs from base 245 to 1546 and encodes 433 amino acids. Gene Ontology annotation, molecular function: protein kinase activity; ATP binding. The record is from RefSeq and is a predicted model, not a curated record. Lineage: Eukaryota; Metazoa; Mollusca; Bivalvia; Myida; Dreissenidae. Gene Ontology annotation, cellular component: plasma membrane.
GUUAGUACAAUCAGACGUAAUACGAUCCAGUCAGUGCUAAUGAAUAAAUUUCAAUAGUACUUUCGUUUUCCUAUAGCGCAUAAUGCAGUGAAGAAAAUUAAUACGGAAUAUUUUGUGCUUUCGAUCAUGGACGGGGCAUGAGAACAAUACAAUGCCGCAUUGUAUUUAAAAUCUAGAAAUCGGAAAUGACGGUUUACAAUUGCAAUAAUUUUAGAAUUAGGAUGUGACAACUCAUAGUUAAACAAUGGCCACAGUUAACGAGGACAUUAAUCCGCAGAGACUCGACGAUGACAUGUGUCGUCGAGCUCUGAACAGGGCUCACAAGAAGGUUGUUGCUGAGAUGGACCCUGAUGUUGUGCUGAACGGACUCAGGAAUUCUGGGUUUCUGCCACAAGGAGAAUAUGAGGACCUAAUGAAUUUGAUCACACUGCCGAUGAAAUGUCGCCUCCUUGUGAAUAAAAUUAGUCAAGGUGGCAACGGAGCGUACUUCGAGUUCAAGAAAUGUCUUCGAGCAACAAAUCAUGAACAAUUAGUAAUAGAGCUCGAGUUAAAAGAAGUUGAAAUAAUAUCUGAGAUGACAAGAUAUACUGAGCUACAGAAUGAAAGAUCAAGUAGACGAAAUAAUGAGUUCACAUUGUAUGAAAGGAUGGAAACUGACGAUCAAACAAUACCACCUGCACCAGCGUUGCAAAGAAGUGCUUUGUAUGGUAUACGUCGUGACCAAGAAUUUGUCCAAACCAUAACCAAAGACCUCCAUAACGGGAGACUUAUUGAGCUGACCAAGGAGAUGGUGGAAGAGUUGAAGAGUCCGGGUGUCAGUGAACAAGGACAUCGGGGCGGAUUCGGCACUGUCUACAUAUCUAAAGAUCAAGUUCCCGGAUUCAAUUUGAGAGUCGUCCUCAAAGAAAUAAAUGCGAAACAGAAAGAUGGGAAUUUGUCACAAAAAUUAGGAUCUGUAACAAAUGAAAAGAUUGCAGCACGGCUGAUGCAUUUUGCUAUUGUUCCUCUUCUGGCAUAUCAUGACGAUCAUCAUAAUGAGAAAUACUACUUUAUUUCGCCUUAUCUUGAGAAUGGAGAUCUGUUCGAAGCUAUCGCACAUGACAGACUAUAUUCGUCUGCUGUUAAACUAAAUUGGGAAAUCCGGAUAAAGAUCAUGUACCAGAUUGCUUGUGGAAUAGACUUUAUGCACACCGGCAAUAAAUUCAGGGGAACAAUAUUACACAUGGAUAUUAAAUCAAAGAACGUUGUUUUGGAUGCCAAAUUCAACGCUAGAUUGAUUGAUUUUGGCCUGGCACGAGAGUUGAAAGAAGGCGAUGAAAAGUUGUUGUUGACAGCCUUACCUGUUGGAACACCUGGGUACUUUCCGACUGUUAGACAUAAUUUACUAACAAAACAACAUGACUUUCACAACUUCGGAGUAGUUUUGCGCGAGUUGUUGACAGGUCUUGAACCAUCUGAAAAGGAAGAGGGGGUUGACUUUCGAAAUUGGCACAAGAGUUUAAUAUUAAGAAAGAAAAAAACAGGUAAAUUGUGUACGACUUCAUAA